AUGCCCCCACGACGAGCCAAGGCCGAAUCGGCCGGUUCGAAGAAACAGUCCGACGUCUCGGCCUCUACAUCCGCCUCUGACGUUGCUACUCCCAAGUCAAAGGGUACCAGGAGCAGAGCUAAAUCGAUAUCCAAGACUGCUACUGCUGUAGCUGCAGCUACUCCCAAGGCUGUGACGACUCCCAAAGCUGCUGCUGCUGCUGCUCCUGCUGCUCCUGCUGCUGCUGCUCCUGCGACGCCCAAGGUUUCAACUCCCAAGAUUUCAACUCCCAAGCCUUCAACUCCCAAGAUUUCAACCCCCAAACCUUCAACUCCCAAGCCUGCACCAAGGAGGACAUCUACAUCUGCCUCGGCCAACGGCGAAAAGUCCAAGACUAAGAGUCGCGUCGCGAUCGAUGGCGGCGGCAGUGGAGGAAUCGCGAGCAAACUCCCCGAAUGGUCGCGCUUCCCAGCCGUCGCGCUGACGAGUUUCGGACUGGCUAGUCUGGGGUACAGCGUCCUCGGGGCCGUGACGAACGGGGAGUUGCAGGCUAGGAGCCGGCUCCAGGAGUCGUGGGGUGAGGUCGGGGUGCUGGCGGGAUGGAGACUGGUCGAACUCGCGGUCGGCUGGUUCGGUAACCUCGACAGCCUGGAUGUUGCGACGCUGAAUCUCCUGUCCCACGGACCUCCUCUCUACCUCCUCACGACCUUUUACGAACUCUCGCCCCUGACGGCCAUGCUCUCCUUCGCCCUGGACGUGGCCUCGGCGGCGGUGCCGUUCUACGCGCUCCGCCCGCUGUCGGCGGUGCACACGCGGUCGGCGCGCCUGCCCAACCGCGAGCUCGCCGGCCUGGGCCUGCAGCUGUACACGGCCGCGCUGGCGACGGCGGUGUACACGGUCGUCAUGACGCUGUCGCUGCGUUUCGCCCUCCCGCGUGCCCUGGCCGUGUACUUCUCCGGCCUGCCGUCGCUGGAGCCGGCCUACGGCGCCUCGUACUGGUCCCUGCUGCCGGCGACGGUGCAGUUCGGCGCCGCGGCCUCGAGCUUCAUAUACGCGCCCUUUGCGACGACGGGCCGUGCCAAGGACGACGACCGCAUCGCCCAGUUCGACCCGGCCGCGGCGUCGCUCCGCGAGACGGUCGAGUGGAACUUUCUCGGGUACACGGCCAAGACCAAGGUGGUCGUCGGGCGCACCGCGCUCGCCGUCGCCGUCACGGCCGUCAACACGGCCAUCGCAUGCCGCAUGACCAUCUACGGCGUCGAGGUGGCGGGCGCGGUCGCUUACGCUGCAGCUUGGGCGGUUGCCACGGCUUGCGUCGGUGCCGGGUUGGCGUUUGUCGGAGGGUAUGAGUAG
Geosmithia morbida is the source of this 1332-nucleotide messenger RNA. RefSeq lists its product as hypothetical. Lineage: Eukaryota; Fungi; Ascomycota; Sordariomycetes; Hypocreales; Bionectriaceae. The record is from RefSeq and is a predicted model, not a curated record. The transcript has 3 exons. Bases 1 to 1332 code for a protein of 443 amino acids.